Hypoxylon fragiforme is the source of this 5418-nucleotide messenger RNA. RefSeq names its product P-loop containing nucleoside triphosphate hydrolase protein. The coding region runs from base 383 to 5029 and encodes 1548 amino acids. The record is from RefSeq and is a predicted model, not a curated record. The transcript has 7 exons. Gene Ontology annotation, cellular component: membrane. Gene Ontology annotation, biological process: transmembrane transport. NCBI's taxonomy places the organism in Eukaryota, Fungi, Ascomycota, Sordariomycetes, Xylariales, Hypoxylaceae. Gene Ontology annotation, molecular function: ATP binding; ABC-type transporter activity; ATP hydrolysis activity.
GUCUAAUGCUUCACCCCCAGCUUAGUACCCAGCAUAGUACCCAGCUUUAAGCUUCUACUAACAGUAAACGCCGAUUGAAAUGGAAUUUAAGAUGGAAUUGAACUGAAGUUCACCGUUCCCUCCACUUAAAAUUAUUAAACGAACAUCACCAGCUCUUACUAAUCGUCCCGUGUUCAUUUUUUUUUACCUUUCUCAUUCCAGCAUUCCAUGCAUCUUUUGGAUUACACUGCUACCUAGAUUUUUGGCAGCAUUACCUCCAGAGCUAUACAUAGGUAAACUUCCGUCAACACUACACCUUAUUGCGCAAUUGGAGUUCCCCCUACCUAUACUAUGAUCUUUAUCGUCCAAUCUUCAACUUAAAAGGUACCUACUCAAGGCGGUCAUGCGAUUCGACGACCAUACCUCCCAACAGGUCCUCCAAUCGACCGGGUCCUUCACGGGCUAUAGGCCGCUUCAAGAGCUUGGAAAGAAUUAUCUUAGUGCUACUAAAGAUUUCAAACAGCCCCUAUGUGGUAACGAAGAAGGUUGGGGGCCUUUGAGUCCCUUUCGUUACGACUUCACCCCGUGCUUCAUCGAUGUAUGGGUAUUUGUUGUGGCUGUAUUUGGUAUCCUUGGCGGAGCUCUGGCGGUAUGGUACGUUCUACGAAAACGUAAACCUACUGAGCUUUCCAAGGAUUGGCAUUUCUGGAUAAAACAGUCCUUGCUUGUUCUCGUCUUUGCCGAUGUAGCCGCGCAACUCGCUAUCCAGAUCAUCAACUUCCCAGGAAUAUGGCACGGCGAUUUCCGAGUCAUCACGACCUUCUUUACUCUCAUAUCCCUUGGUGUUAUCUUUACGGUUCAAUGGCUAGAAUAUGACCGCAUGAGAAAUGCCAAUGGUGUCGUGCUAUUCUAUUGGCUGCUUCUCUUGCUCGCGUAUGCUGUGAAGCUGAGGUCCUUGGUGUCCCAGCAGAUUUACCAUAGCAACCUUCCAUACUUCAUUGCUUAUACUGUUGGGUUUGGUCUUUCCGCAAUCGAGUUCGGCAUUGAAUGGCUUUUGCCCAAGAAAACAAGCAGUUAUGAAGCAUUGGUGGACGAGGAAGGGGAGGAAUGUCCGGUAGAAUACGCGACCAUUUUCUCUCGGCUUGCCUUUUCCUGGAUGACCCCUCUCAUGAAACAGGGUUACAAGCAAUAUCUCACCGAGGACGACCUCUGGGGCCUGACUCCUAGUGACAAGACCUCUGCAACCGGUGAUAGGUUUGAAAAGGCAUGGAAACAUCAACUGAACCGAGGAAAGCGUCCUUCUAUAUGGCUAGCCUUGUUCCACGCUUAUGGCGGGCCUUAUAUGGGUGCUACGUUUUUCAAGGUCAUUAAUGACCUUGCCGCAUUCUCACAGCCUCAGCUUCUACGUUACCUGAUUAGCUUUGUGGAUUCCUAUAGUGAAGGAAAGGUGCCUCAGCCACCUGUUAAGGGUGCUGCCAUUGCAAUUGCCAUGUUUUUCGUCGCAGGUCUGCAAACUACCAUGAUUCACCAAUAUUUCCAGCUUGCCUUCGUCACUGGCAUGCGCAUCAAGUCGGGUCUAGCGUCUGCUAUCUAUAAGAAAUCACUAAAGCUUUCGAACGAAGGGAGAGCUACAAAGACCACUGGUGAUAUCGUCAACUACAUGGCCGUCGAUGCGCAACGCCUUCAAGAUCUCACCCAGUUUGCGCAACAACUUUGGUCCGCCCCGUUCCAGAUUACUAUCUGCAUGAUCUCACUAUACCAGCUUGUCGGAUGGUCUAUGCUCUCCGGAAUCGCUGUAAUGAUUGUCAUGAUUCCUAUUAACGGCUUCAUUGCUAGGUUCAUGAAGCGUCUACAAAAGGAUCAGAUGAAAAAUAAAGACGCAAGGAGUCGUCUGAUUGCUGAGAUUAUAAACAACAUGAAGAGCAUCAAACUCUACGCUUGGAGCACAGCGUUUAUGAAUAAGCUAAACUAUGUCAGGAAUGAUCUCGAGCUCAAGAAUCUUCGCAAGAUUGGUGCUGGCCAAGCGUUCGCUAAUUUCACCUGGAGUACUACUCCAUUUUUAGUAUCAUGCUCAACUUUCGCCAUCUUCGUCUGGACCAAGGAUAUCCCGUUGACAACUGACAUUGUGUUCCCUGCUCUUGCUUUGUUCAAUCUACUCACAUUCCCGCUUGCUGUGUUGCCUAUGGUAAUUACCUCUAUUAUCGAAGCUUCUGUUGCUGCUGGUCGUUUGUCAGACUAUCUCACAGCCGAAGAGGUCCAACCUGAUGCAAUCAACAUCGGCCCAGCCGUAGAAGAACGAGGCGAGGAUGCUGUCGUUAUUCGUAACGCGACUUUCUCCUGGAAUCGCCACGAGCCCAAGACUGUCCUCAAUGGCAUCAACCUCACUAGUCGAAAGGGAGAGCUUACAUGUAUAGUUGGUAGGGUAGGGGCUGGAAAGUCAUCUCUCUUACAGUGUAUCCUCGGCGACUUGUGGAAGGUAGAUGGUGAUGUAUAUGUCCAAGGCACAGUGGCAUAUGUCGCCCAACAGGCAUGGAUUAUGAAUGCAACAGUUAAGGAAAACAUCAUUUUUGGACACCGAUACGAUUCAAAUUUCUACGAUAAAACGGUCAGGGCAUGUGCACUUCUUGCUGAUUUCACACAGCUACCCGAUGGAGAUGAAACCGUUGUUGGUGAGAGAGGAAUAUCCCUAAGUGGCGGACAGAAAGCUCGCGUUGCUCUUGCGCGGGCAGUUUAUGCGCGCUCUGAUAUCUACCUACUUGACGACUGUCUAUCUGCAGUAGAUUCCCACGUCGGCAGACACAUUAUCGAGAAUGUAUUGGGCCCGAAGGGUCUCCUCAAUUCUAAGUGCCGUAUCUUGGCUACUAACGCCAUCUCGGUUCUCCCUGAAGCUGACUAUAUCUAUCAACUCAAAGAUGGCGAAUUUGCGGAGAGUGGGACGUUCCGUCAGCUAAUAGCCAUGAAAGGAGGCAUCGCAGAUCUUGUUAAGUCCUUGGGCCAAGAUUCUGCAUCAGCAUCCGCAGAGGCUAGCCCCGAGGGUUCAGGAAGUGAGACGUCUACGUAUAUCGAACCGGAUAAUAAUCAAGACAAGGAAGAAAUCGAAGAGGCUCAGGAAGGCCUUGCUGAAUUAGCACCCAUUAAGACUGGGCCUUCUUCAAGUUCGGCUAUACAGAAACGGGCAGGGAGUAUGUCAACUCUUAGACGAGCAAGUGCAGCCAGUUUCAAAGGUCCAAGAGGCAAACUCCAAGACGAGGAGGGGCCUAGUUCUAAGACUAAACAGACUAAGGAACACUCAGAGCAAGGAAAAGUCAAGUGGGAUGUUUACAUCGAGUACGCCAAAACUAGUAACUUAGUAGCUGUCUCCAUAUACCUCGUCGCUUUACUCGCCGCGCAAACGGCACAGAUUGCCGGUAGCGUUUGGUUGAAGAAUUGGGCAGAGGCGAACGGAAAUGCUGGAGCUAAUCCUCAAGUUGCGAAAUACCUUGGUAUCUACUUUGCUUUCGGUGUCGGCUCAUCUGCCUUGACUGUUGUUCAAACACUCAUUCUAUGGAUAUUUUGCUCCAUCGAGGCCUCGCGAAAGCUGCAUGAGAGAAUGGCGACGGCAAUCUUUAGGUCGCCAAUGUCGUUUUUUGACACUACUCCAGCUGGAAGAAUCCUGAAUCGUUUCUCAAGUGACAUAUAUCGACUAGAUGAGGUUCUAGCCCGGACUUUCAACAUGCUUUUCGUAAAUCUGGCCCGCUCCGGGUUUACGCUAAUCGUCAUCUCUGUCAGCACUCCUAUUUUCGUCGCAUUGAUUCUACCGCUGAGUGCAGUGUACUACUGGGUGCAGCGAUACUACCUCAGGACAUCACGAGAACUGAAACGAUUGGACAGUGUCAGCCGAAGUCCCAUAUAUGCACACUUCCAAGAAUCUCUAGGCGGUAUCAGCACCAUCCGAGCAUACCGACAGCAAGACAGAUUUGAACUAGAGAACGAAUGGCGGGUGGAUUCAAACCUACGGGCUUACUUCCCAUCCAUCAGCUCAAACAGAUGGUUGGCCGUUCGUCUAGAGUUCCUCGGUGCCGUCAUUAUCCUUGCGGCUGCUGGAUUCGCUAUCAUUUCCGUCACGAACCACAGUGGGCUGAGUGCUGGAAUGGUAGGCUUGGCCAUGUCGUACGCUUUGCAGAUCACGACUUCGCUCAACUGGAUCGUUCGCCAGACAGUAGAAGUGGAAACAAACAUCGUGUCUGUGGAACGAGUCCUCGAAUAUGCACGCUUACCGAGUGAAGCUCCUGAGAUUAUACCCGGACACAGGCCUCCAGUUGCCUGGCCCGCAAAUGGAGCGGUUCAGUUCCACAACUUCAGCACCCGCUAUCGCCAAGGCUUGGAUUUGGUGCUCAAGAAUAUCAACUUGGAUAUCAAGUCUCAUGAGAAAAUCGGUGUGGUGGGACGGACUGGAGCGGGCAAGUCCUCGUUGACGUUGUCCCUCUUCCGCCUAAUCGAGCCAGAUACCGGAAACAUAAGUAUAGAUAACCUGAACACAUCGACGAUUGGUUUGUUGGAUUUGCGGCGACGCCUUGCGAUCAUCCCUCAAGAUGCCGCGCUCUUCGAGGGUACAGUUCGUGAUAAUUUGGACCCAGGCCAUGUUCAUGAUGAUACAGAGCUUUGGAGCGUACUAGAUCAUGCACGUUUGAAAGAACAUGUGGCAGGUAUGGAGGGCGGACUAGAGGCUAAGAUCAACGAAGGAGGAUCCAAUUUAUCUGCUGGACAACGACAACUAAUAUCCCUAGCCCGUGCAAUGCUCACACCGUCCAACAUCCUCGUGUUGGAUGAGGCAACAGCAGCCGUUGACGUCGAAACCGAUGCAAUGCUACAGAGUACACUGCGGUCCGAAAUCUUCGCUCACCGCACCAUCAUCACAGUUGCUCACCGUAUUAACACCAUCCUUGACAGCGACAGGAUAGUCGUUCUCGACAAGGGUGAAGUGGUUGAGUUUGAUACACCCAAGGCGCUUCUCCAAAAGAAGGGGGUUUUCUAUGGUUUAGUUAAGCAAGCCGGUUUAGACACAGAGUAGUUGUUUUAGUCCUGGGAUGGAAUGAAGCCGUUUGCAGUCUUUCCGGUUUAUCGCAUGUCCUGAGCGAGCAUGGAGUUUUGAGAAAAAAAAAAAAGAAAAAAGUCAUUGAAGUAGGUACUUAUUAGCCAUAUAACAAAUUGAAACCUCUACGCAUCGUUUGCAGAAGCGAAUAUGAAAAUAUCUACGUAGAUACCUUGAUUUGUUUCACCUCAUGUGUAUUUACCUACUUUACAUUUAGCAAUCACCAAUCUUUACGUAUGUUGGUUCUUCCUACUGUCUAGCCUAGGUAGUCUAAUUCAAGGGUCUUCGUUACCUAGGCAUAGACUGAAAGUAGCCGUUGACGCCAUUCCUCAACGUCGAGUCUAUGAUGAUUGAUUGAUAGAUCUCCC